AUGAAUAUCACGUGUCCGGGUAUUAUUACGAACGAGAUCAUCCUGGACCCGUACCUGAAUGCUGGUCAGUAUGGGGGCGCUAUAUUUGGAGCAGGAUUACCUGCCUUGUUCUUCCUGGCUUCCUGGGGUUUCAACUGCUGUCGGGUCAUUGAAGAUGACGAGGGCGGUUGCUCAGCCGUGGAUAGCUGGCCCGGCUUUUGCUACCGGAUCCUCUACACCGGCUACUUCGCUCUCUUCACCGUCUCCCUGCUAUUGCAGCUCCUUGCGAGUUUUUUGUCCUUAGCUGGUGAAAACACUGAGCUACUCUUUGCCCGGGUGCUUGUCGUUUUUGCCUGUGGAUGCCGGCUGUGUAUCGGUGUCGGUGUAGCUGAGAAGUUAUUUCCGAAUCGUCUCUGGAUCCUGGCUUGGAUGUCCAGUGUCGGAUUAACGUUGGGUUGCGCCGCAGUCGUCGUGGAGGUGUCCACUGCCUUCGGUACGCAGGAUCCCGGGGAACUUGUCGAGGCCUCUUUCGUCACCGUCGCAUACGCCUGGAUGAUCCUGGCUUGGACACUGGCCUCAUGGAAGAACCCGAAGAUCCGGCCCUACUUGAAGAUUAAGGUGCCUGCAUGCGUUGUCCUGAUGGCAGCAUUUUGGGUGCGUGCACUUUUUGAGCCCAGCUGUGGCCCGCGAGGUCAUGUCGAGUGCUACGCCUCAUGUGGACUCGGGGCCGCUGGUGUUCACCACAUACUCUUCGGGGCGCUUUUCUUGAUCCCACACCUUCUCUUGCAGCACUUGCAGGUGGAGCGAGAUAGGGAUCUUGUCGCUAUGCCUCGGAACCGGCUCUGCGGAUCUUCUACGCGUACACAGCCCUGA
Molecule: messenger RNA, 852 nt
Organism: Symbiodinium sp. CCMP2456
Lineage: Eukaryota; Dinophyceae; Suessiales; Symbiodiniaceae
Source: the annotation of a GenBank genome assembly